ACAUGGACCUUGUUUUCCCCUAUCCCGUCUAUGCGCUUUCCGACAAUAUGAACAAUCUUCCUGAUCCCAACCUCGGGCUGGCGACAUACGCAGGGCGGCUGGAAGACACAGAAUUUACAUUUGCUCCGUUCGACCCCGCAGAACCUUUACCAGAAUACACGCGUUCAUGGGGGCCUCAUCUGCGGCGACCACCCCAGCUUCCACACCAGUACGACACUCGCAUUGACCCAAACCACAUCUUCCUGUUUGCCGUGCAUCCUAUCACUGGCAUCAAGCGCGAUUUCUAUGUGACGCCGAAGCCGUGCGAGUACUGCGCAAAAAUCAGGCAGGUCUGUUCGAGGAGCAGACCCUCUUGCCAGAGGUGCGCCGUGUCAGGCGAUCCGGACAGAGUCUGCCACGUCGAGGACGGCUGGGUUAAGCUUCCGGGACCCAAGUGCGAGAAGCCCAAGCUCCAGAAACGGACAGCGAAUGCUAGUAGAGACGAGAAGCAGGCCAAGGCUCGCUCCUCUACCUCCGACAGCAUGCCCGUCCCGAAGCGUGCGCGGACCCUCGCGCCACAUCCCUUUGACGAGAGCCUCUCGCCUCUCAGCUCGACACCGACUCCCUCGGUCCAAUAUGAGCCCAUGCCACUGCCCAAGAAACCGCUACCGAAACGGGUUACCCCCGUAAUACGCGGCGAGAACGGCCAGGAAAGUCAAAGCGCCGUUGCGGCGUCCACGAGCUCUAGCAGCAACGAGGCAUCGGUGAACGGGAGGAAGAGGGCUGUCGCUGAGAAGCUGGCUGGGAGGAGGGGUAAACGGCCGGAGAAGAGGGUCAUCGUGGACGGGAAAGGCAAGGAAACGGAAGAAGGGAGGUGGUUGGCGAAUGACGGUACUAUCUGGCAUGUUAUUCGACCACCACCAGGUCCACUGCCAUCCUCGACCCCGAGAUCUCUAGCUAAACUACUCCAUGACGAGUCCGUACCACCGAGGUUCACACCCCAGGGCAAGCCGCGAAUAUGGGCGAAGAAUAAAGCAGAGUUUCUGGAAGUCUUGCCUUGGGUGUCGGACGCCAUGAAGGGUCAUGGACCUGGAGUGCACAUGGAGUACGCUACGCUGGAGCCGCCUAUGGUGUAUCUCGAAGGUCAUGCAUGGCCUAAGGACUCGCUGACCGCUGAAGGGAGCGCAGAGAUCACCUUGUGAGUUUUAUCC
Phanerochaete carnosa HHB-10118-sp is the source of this 1190-nucleotide messenger RNA. RefSeq lists its product as uncharacterized. NCBI's taxonomy places the organism in Eukaryota, Fungi, Basidiomycota, Agaricomycetes, Polyporales, Phanerochaetaceae. Gene Ontology annotation, molecular function: DNA-binding transcription factor activity, RNA polymerase II-specific; zinc ion binding. The record is from RefSeq and is a predicted model, not a curated record. The transcript is spliced from 3 exons. Gene Ontology annotation, biological process: regulation of DNA-templated transcription. The annotation marks the transcript as partial.